Entamoeba nuttalli P19 is the source of this 1671-nucleotide messenger RNA. RefSeq names its product adaptor protein (AP) family protein. The record is from RefSeq and is a predicted model, not a curated record. Gene Ontology annotation, biological process: vesicle-mediated transport; intracellular protein transport. The transcript has 2 exons. Bases 1 to 1671 code for a protein of 556 amino acids. Lineage: Eukaryota; Evosea; Mastigamoebida; Endamoebidae. Gene Ontology annotation, cellular component: membrane coat. Gene Ontology annotation, molecular function: clathrin binding.
AUGGAAGGAAUGAAACGUUUCUUUUUUGGAAAUGUACCACCAAAAGGAACAGUACCAUUUAACUCAAAUCCUAAAAAGAAAAGUACUAACACAAUACAAAAGAAAAGUUAUAAAACUGAUAUAAAAAAAAUUAAAGAUGAACUUCAAGAAUUAAGAGAAAUGCUUCAAAGUAAAGAAAUUGAAGAACAAAGAGAAGCGUUAAGAAGAAUUGUAUUGGCAACAGCAGAAGGAAAAGACUGUUCAUUUAUGUUUAUGGAUGUUUUAAAAAUUAUUCAAACUAAUGACGUUUCUUUAAAACAAAUGAUUUAUCUUUAUAUUUCAGCUUAUGCAAGUAUUGAUGAACAACAAGCAAUACUUGGAGUUAAUUCAUUAAUCAUUGAUAGUAAACAUCAUGAUGCACAUGUACGUGGUUUAGCCCUUAGGACUAUGGGAAAUAUUAGACUUCAAAUGACUGCUGAAUAUUUUGUUCAACCAUUAUUAAAUGGGUUAGAUGAUAAUGACCCAUAUGUACGUAGAAACGCAGUUCUUGGAUUAUUAAAACUUCUUCAUAUUCCAAACACUUCUAUUGAUCGUGAAGCAAUAGAAAAGAAAUUUGUAUUACUACUUAAUGACAGUGAUAGUUGUGUUGUAGCAAAUGUUAUUAAUGCCAUAAAUGAAUUACCUGAAAUGCUUUAUUUAUUAAAAUCACCUGAAACCAUUAGUAGAAUGAUUGAAUUAAUAGAUGGUGCUUCUGAUUUUACUCAAGCUGUAUUUAUUAAAUGUUUUACUAAUUAUGUUCCAUCAUCUUCUCAAGAAGCUGAAAGAAUUACACAAAAAGUAUUUGAUAAAGGUUCUGUUACUAAUGAAGGUGUUGUUAUUGAUACAUUAAAACUUGUAUUAAGAUAUCAACCAUUUUUAAACACAUCAAAAGUAGAAGAAUAUUUUAGUAUUUUAGCAAAUAUUAUAAUGAAAAUGAAUGCAUCAUUAACAAGUUCAAAACAAUAUGAUGUUUUAUAUAUCUUUUAUAGAAAUAUUAAACAUUUCCUUUUCAUUCAACGAAAACUUUUUGUGUCUCAACUAUUUUGUUUUUAUAUUUCAUAUGAAGACCCAAUUAAUUUAAGAAUAGAAAAAUUAGAAAUCCUUUUGUCUUUGGCUGAAGAAACUAAUGUUAAAGAUCUCUUAGAUGAAUUAACUGAAGACUCUUUAGCCUCUCUUGAUUUUGCUCCAAAAACAUUAAAAGCUAUUGCUACAUUAGUUACUAAAUUUCCUAGUUUGGCUUCUCAAUGUGUUUCUUCUAUUAUUCGUAUUUCUAAUGAAGUUCCUCAAUUGAGUGAGUCAUGUCUAGUUGCUUUAUCUGAGAUUUUAAUUCAUACUGAUGGAAUGUAUUUAAAAGCUCUUCCUUUGUUAUUAAAUAAUAUAGAAAAUCUUGAAAACAUUGAAGCAAAAUGUGCAUUGAUUUAUCUUUGUGGAGAGUUUGUAACAAAAAUUACAAAUGCAAAAGAAUUUAUAGCUAAAUGUAUUGAGAGAUAUACUGACGAGUGUUUAGAAGUAAGACUAACUCUUUUAACUGCAUGUGGAAAAAUUUAUUGUGAAGUUCCAUUUACAGAAACUACUCAAAAAGUAUUAGAAAUAGCUAUCAAAUCUGUUGAAUGUGAUGAACGUGAACGUGCAAAAUACCUAAAAAAGAUAUAA